Messenger RNA from Oncorhynchus kisutch (coho salmon), 1633 nucleotides. RefSeq names its product ankyrin repeat domain-containing protein 29. Gene Ontology annotation, cellular component: nucleus. The record is from RefSeq and is a predicted model, not a curated record. Gene Ontology annotation, molecular function: protein binding; transcription cis-regulatory region binding. The transcript is spliced from 10 exons. NCBI's taxonomy places the organism in Eukaryota, Metazoa, Chordata, Actinopteri, Salmoniformes, Salmonidae. Bases 451 to 1206 code for a protein of 251 amino acids. Gene Ontology annotation, biological process: positive regulation of transcription by RNA polymerase II.
GCUGCAGCGGUCGUGACUCGUGCGCCUGUCUGCGUGUGGCUGGAGCGGCACUGCAGAGGAUUUGCUGCGUGUUUUUUUCCAACAGCGCGCCGACACCCUUGGAGCAGUCAGUGUGGCAAAACGAAUUACAGCCGUUAUUACAGUUAAACCCAUCGGGACGUUAGCAACAACAACCCAUACGCAAGAAAUAUGAGUCACGAAUGAGGUCCACAGGAUGUCGUUCAAGAAGGAGACGCCCCUGGCUAAUGCUGUGUUUUGGGCAGCUCGAAAGGGGAACUUGGCCCUGCUUCAGUUACUGCUCAACAGUGGCCGUGUGGAUGCCGACUGCAGAGACAGUGUACGGACGCUGCAUGCCCUGGCGGCUCAGCUGCACGCUUUACCCAUAAACCACCUGUGGUAGGAGAGAAAGAGAGAGCUACAACUCUUCUCUGUUUUCGCACCACAGCCCUGAUGGUGGCGUCCUACAAUGGCCACAGUGACUGUGCCAGGGAGCUGAUCAUGCAGGGAGCUGACAUUAACCUGCAGAGAGAGACAGGCUCCACUGCCCUCUUCUUCGCUUCCCAGCAGGGACACAAUGAAGUAGUAAAGCUCCUCUUUGAAUUUGGUGCCUCAACUGAAUUCCAGACAAAGGACGGUGGCACAGCCCUCUCUGCAGCCUGUCAGUAUGGCCACUCUAAGGUGGUAGACACUCUUUUGAAGAAUGGAGCCAAUGUUCAUGACCAGCUGCAUGAUGGUGCCACCCCACUCUUCCUUGCUUCCCAGGAGGGUCAUGUGACUGUCAUACGUCAACUGCUGUCAUCUGGAGCCAAAGUUAACCACCCUAGGGAGGAUGGCACAGCCCCCCUGUGGAUGGCAGCCCAGAUGGGACACAGUGAAGUAGUGAAGGUUUUACUUCUGCGUGGGGCAGAUCGGGAUGCUGACAGAAAAGACGGGUCAACUGCAUUAUUCAAGGCAGCUUUCAAAGGACACAACAGUGUCAUUGAGGAGCUCCUCAAGUUUUCCCCUUCAAUGGGCCUUCUCAGGAAUGGUUCCACAGUCCUCCACGCUGCUGUCAUGGGUGGCAAUCAUAAAAGUGUAAACCUUCUGCUCGGGGCCAAUGCAGACCCCACACUACCCAACAAGAACAAUGAACUGCCAGCAGAUCUUACAAAGAGUGAUCGCAUCCUGAGUGCUCUGCGACCACAAAUCUUAAAUGGAAGUAGUUGAUGACAAUCCUAGUUCCCACCUUAGACCAUGGUUGUUUUAUGGAGAGAAAUGCACUGAGGGCUCCGAACAACAGAGAACAAACAAACAGGAUUCAGUCACACUACAAUACUUAUAUGGUGCUUGCUUUCAAUUGCAGCUUCAGAAAAUACAAUGCUAUUUGGAGUAAACGUAACUGGACAUAUCAAUAUGUAGCCUACUACCAAAAUGCAUCCGUUUGUGGCUAGAGUUAUUUUGCCAUGUAUAUCCUUUUGUUUGAGGUGUUGUUCUAACUUUGCUGUAUAGUUUUAGUUUCUAAAAUAUUGUAUCCUGGUGCUGUGAUAUUUCUAAAUAUUUUGCAUUUUUUUAUUUCUGCAAUUUUAGUAAAUGCAAUACUGUACAUUGGGUUAAAUAAAAUAUGAAUGUGGAAGAUAAAACAACAUUUCUCCUG